AUGCUUUACUUUCAAUCAGUCUUUAUAUGUUUGGUUGUGAGCCUCCUCACAGUAUCCAAGAUUUCAGCUUCUCCAACUCGAUCCAGUGUAGAAAACAAUGAUACAAAACGACUGAAAGAAGAUCCAAUAGCCCUUUUGCAGUACAGACAUACAAAUGCCAAACAUGGAAUUAUAAAAUGGUCGCAAACAGACAAGAAUUCGUAUGUGCAUGGCGGGAUGGACUUUUCCGAGGAUAAAUACCUUGUGCUGCCCUCUAGCGGUUAUUAUGAUGUGCAGACGAGAAUUCAAAUGGAUACCUACACCGUAGACAUGCCAUCAUCAAAAGAGAUGCUAAUACGACUAGCUAUUAACGUAAUGGAUCCAAAUGGCAAUGUUAGAACAUUGAUGGAGGAAAAGUUUAUUCUUGGGUACAAACAGAUGUUUGGAAAACAGCUAGGUCCAGCCAUGUUCUUCUUGUCAAAAGGCAGUGUGGUAUACGUCGUUAUGAAUAAUCAUAGGUAUAUUAAUCCUAGUAAACACAACAUGUUUGGUAUCAGGAAAUGGUCAGACUGAGAACUUGAGAAGUUACAUUCAUGUUAAUUAGUUAAGUUUUGAAUCUACGUAAAACUCACUGCAUGGAGUAAAUUGUCCAAACCUUAUUUUAAGAUAUUUUUUUGUUUUACUUUUGCAACAAUAUGCAAUUAUUAUUUGUACAUUUUUCGAAUCUCAUACAAAAUUAUUACGGUUAUAUUU
Messenger RNA from Saccostrea echinata, 732 nucleotides. RefSeq lists its product as uncharacterized. The transcript is spliced from 4 exons. The coding region runs from base 1 to 552 and encodes 183 amino acids. Gene Ontology annotation, molecular function: tumor necrosis factor receptor binding. Gene Ontology annotation, cellular component: membrane. Gene Ontology annotation, biological process: immune response. Lineage: Eukaryota; Metazoa; Mollusca; Bivalvia; Ostreida; Ostreidae. The record is from RefSeq and is a predicted model, not a curated record.